Homarus americanus (American lobster) is the source of this 456-nucleotide messenger RNA. Its product is annotated as extensin-like. NCBI's taxonomy places the organism in Eukaryota, Metazoa, Arthropoda, Malacostraca, Decapoda, Nephropidae. Bases 1 to 456 code for a protein of 151 amino acids. The transcript has 2 exons. The record is from RefSeq and is a predicted model, not a curated record.
AUGGUGACGGUGGAGGACGAGGAUGGUGACGAGGAUAGUGACGAGGACGAUGAUGACCCAGGUCCAGACCCAAAGUUAAGGUCCCAAAAUCCAGAGCCCCAUAGUCCAGACCUCAGAGUCAGACCUCAGAGUCCAGACCCCAAGAGUCCAGACUCCAGAGUCAACCCAGGUCCAACCCUCAGGUCAGCCAAGUCGACCCCAGAGUCAGACCCAAGUCGACCCAAGUCAGACCCAAGAGUCCAGACUCCAGAGUCCGAACCCUCCAGAGUCCAGACCCUCCAGAGUCCAGACCCCAAGAGUCCGACCAAGAGUCCAGACCCCAAGUCACGACCCCAGAGUCAGACCCAAGUCCAGACUCAGGUCAGACCCAAGGUCAGACCAGAGUCCAGACCCCUCCAAAGAGCUUACAAUAAGUCGCCCAUAACAAUGCUUCUCACAACGACCUUCACCAUUUGA